Schistosoma intercalatum is the source of this 3437-nucleotide messenger RNA. The record is from the annotation of a GenBank genome assembly. Lineage: Eukaryota; Metazoa; Platyhelminthes; Trematoda; Strigeidida; Schistosomatidae.
AUGUCUGAACGUGAUGAUCACAUUCAUGCGACUAAAAAGUUCAAACACAGUGAAUGCAAUGAGGAAUCAAAUGAAAAUCAUGACAGGCGCAAACAAGUUGAUGCACAUGUUCAAGCCUUCCUCAAGGCUGUGCUUGAUCAUGCUCAUGGUGGUACUGUCAGGCAAACAAACAAUCCAAACAAAAAAGAUAAAUCUGUGAUAAAAAAGGAUGCUUCCACUCAGACAGAAGAACAGAAUGACUUUGAAUCGUGUUCGUACAACCCAGAUCAGUCAGUUUCUGAAUAUCUGGGUUGCAACAAAAAUGAAAAAAGUAGUCGAGUUCCUAAUCGAGAAAUGUACAGCGAGGAAGCGCUAAAUUUACUUUCCCAACAAAGUUUUUAUUCUGAAGAAGCACAAAACGAUCUCUCUUUUAAUGACAACUCCACCCACUGCUAUUCCACUCAAUGUGAUACUGGUCUCUUAAAUCAUGGUGUUAGUAAUAAGAGUGCCCGCAUUUCUUCUAAUAAGAUCAAAAGAGCAAUAGACGAAUGGGUUAGAAAAUAUGAAGAUUGGUUUUUCCAAAACUUUGGGAUGGAUGUACGAACGGCUUCCCAUUCAAUUGAAUCAAAACCUGAGAGUGAACUCAAACAAAGUUCAGAAGUAAUUAUUGGUGCUCAAAAAUUGUUCAACACUAAUCCAUCCGAUUCUCAAAUGCUAAAUCCUUGCGUUAUAUCACACUCACCUGUAAGUUAUUUCAUCCCAGAGGGUUCGUUGUGCACAAUCGAUGGUAGGUUUUCACCAUACUACUCCCUCGUCCCUUCAUUUUACGUUUCCCCAACUUUAAGCAACACCCCCCUUGGUUUACACUCUAAUGUGACAGCUUUCAACUUCGGCGUUGGCCUACCAUUGUAUCCAAAUCAUACAUUUAUACCUACCACCAUUAAUACAACCAUGCCUAAUGCAGUCGUUUCGUAUCCAUCGAAUUUCGCCAACCAGCUAGGUGCUUCUACAAUGUCAUUUCCACCAAACGUAACCAGCACCACUGCAACGUGCAACACAACAAGCUUUCAUGUAGGUACAUCCUUUCCUAUACCUCCGACUAUUCAACACAAUCACUGCAUCACCUCCUUCGCAGAUCUGCCCAGUGAGUUACAAACAUCUGCAAUGCUUGCCACUUUAGCCCUUCCAGUUGCUGACAGUCAACAUAGCUUAGGUCAGUGGGGACCACAUUUGAAAUAUGGUACUUAUGGUCGGCUCCCAUCUCCCCUUGACCUAGAAGCUUUUAAUUCUCAUAGGCAGUUAUCUGAGUUCGGACAAAAUCAAACAAACCAAUUAUCCUAUUCAUCGCCUGAUUUAUCAAACAAAUCUCCCACCGCUCCUAAUAAAUCAGUGAAAAUGCCUCCUCCACCCCCCACCUUCAUUCUUUUAAGAAGGCAAGCCAUGGUCUGUGCACUCCAGCUAUGUUGUCGGGAGCGUGGAAGUGAACUAUUUCUUCGUGAAAAGGAAAGUUGUAGUGGCUUAUCCAUCGACUUUGUGAAGGAACUAGCCCAAGUAGUUGAAUCCAGUAUUGGCCUUCGACCCACAUAUAUUUUUACAAGAAUCACAGAUCUUCCCCAGAGGGAACGUUCCUUUUUUCUGAAUACUGAAGUUCAAAAAUAUCCUCAAAAUCACCUGUCUUCUAUUUCAAAUACCGAAAAAUCAUUUGAUAUCAAACAAUUAAUUGCUUGUGAUCUUUUGAUUGGAGAUGUGCUAAUUGCAGAAUCACUUUCUGCGUCUAAAUCCCUCGCACAAAUCUGCACUGCGCGACAGGCCUUUCAGAUUUUAUCUCGACCUUGUUUCCUCGUCGGAUCUGUACGUCAAUGGGAGGAGGUGGAAUACUUGGUUUUAUGUUUAAGUCCGAAAGCAGAAAUAGUUCCUAAACUAUCUCCAUUUCUCAAGGAUCCUUUUGAAUCCGACUUCGAAAAAGAUGGUGAUUUCGAGGGUGAUGAGAGCAUCACCACAGUAUUCACCCCUAAACCAUUUGAUGAUAUGUGGAUUUACCUAGCGCAACUUCCAAAAGAAAAAUUACAUGAUCAGGUUCAUCUAGAGAGAAUUUUGGCCCAGUCUGCUGAAUUCAGUCAAAUGCUUGUCAGCUUUGAAUUUGAAGUGCAAACAACCACUGGUCAAAUUAUAUGCAAUACAUUAAUUGAUAAUCAGCGUUGUUUAAGCGUUGAAAGUCCAAAUCUUCAUGGUGCUCAGCAAUCGGCACUGAGUAGUCUAUUGAAUAAAUUAUGUGCUACUCAACCUGUGGUUGGUUUAAUAUUCUCACGGGAAGAAGAAUUCGAAGAUGACACUACUUCAUCUCUCUGGGGAAUUCCUGAAUACCUCAUGGUGGAAAAUCUCAUGUGGGGUAAAGAAGAACUGGAUUCACCAAUACAUUUUGAACAACUAGAAGCUCACUGUGAAAUUCCAACUCUAUCUCCAACACAUCUUAUUUGUGAUGGCUCAGAUACUGUUAACAAUCAUGAUGGAAUAAAUUGUACUAAUCGAUUCUCGUCGCCUAUCAUAAUAGAAAGCUAUCUUCAGGCGUAUGCUGCUUCAGCUUUAGUCUCACCGAUUUGCAUAUUUCCUACUGUCGUUCCCAAAAAUCUCUGGCCAGUCGUACAACAACAUGCUAGGCGUUGGGGUUUGUUAAGUCGUGUGGAAGUAAAGCGUAAUCCAGACCCUUCCAGUUUUCUUAUCGUUUGUAAACGAGUCCCACUCUCUCGAUUAAAAAGAUCACUAUACGAUCAACAACAAUAUGGUUGCUUUUGUCUAAUCGAUAAAGGCAAUCUUACAACUGAAGCUUUAAAGCGUUUGUAUCAAGCUGAUCCACUUUGUUUUAGUGAGGAUGAUUCAAUAACACCAAACGAUAACAUUCAAUCAUCUGAUCAUAUGACUAACUUCAACUUAUCAUCUUCCUCACCACCAACGUAUUUCAGAACAUCAGACGAGUACAAUGAUGAACCAGUUACUCGUUACGCUCGUGAAUUCCUUUCUACGCAUAAAACACGCAUCAAAACAGAAUCUAAUGAGGAUAAUUGUAAUCUAAUCAAUGAUGAUUGUGUACUUGUAACAGCAGAACUUAAUCAACCAUCAAAUGCUAUUGAAAUAUUAGAUGAUCUUCCUAAAACACUUAUACCGGGUAUAGAUUUUUAGUAAUUGAUCUUUUUUUUUAAUCAAAUUAAUAGAACUAGAUCUUUCUUCAACUUUAGAUAUUUUGACACCCGGUACAAUUUCAUAAAAUAUUUUUUUUCUGACUAUUUAAUGAUAACAUAUUGAAGAGCAUUUUUAUAGUUUUGCAUUUACUCUGUUAUUCUUUAGUUCACCCAGUGUUAAUUCGUAUCAUCAUUUUCGUACGCCAUGAUAUAUAUAUAUAUAACACAAUUAUUGUUUUGUAUAAAUGAUUUGUUUUUCUUUUCGGCAAUUAUGGAUCAUCU